Peronospora belbahrii is the source of this 840-nucleotide messenger RNA. NCBI's taxonomy places the organism in Eukaryota, Oomycota, Peronosporomycetes, Peronosporales, Peronosporaceae. The record is from the annotation of a GenBank genome assembly.
AUGUCUGCUGCGCAGGAACCGCCACGCUUCUUUUGCCAUGAAUGUGGUGAUACCGUAGAUACACACAUAGAUGAACCCAGUGAGGAGGUUUGCUGUAAUCAGUGUGGUGGUAACUUUGUGGAAGAGAUUGAAGACGACGAUUUACCGCAGAAUUUUCAAGCAGGAUUAGUGGAAGAAACACCGACACAGAUAGCGACAACUGUGGGUUCUACAGCAGUCGAUGCUCUUACUGAGAUUCGCAAUGAAUUUGGAGGCACUCGUCCCUUAUCACGUCCACCAGGUCAGGUGACGCGGUUUUCAGCUAAUGAUGAAGGAAGACCAUUGCCUGAUUUGCUACAAUUUUUGGCUGGUGCUACUGGGAGUGGACGUAGUACACGCUUUAUGAGUAGCAGUGGGAAUCCUAUCGAGGUUUACGUUAGUGAGUUGGGAGAAGGCAGGGAUCCCUUAGGGAUAUUGAAUGCUUUGGGAGGCAUGUUUCCUAUGUUGGCAGGUAAUCCAGGUGACUAUGCUUUCGGUAACAUGGCUAAUGUAAUUAACCAGCUUAUGCAGAACGAUCCGAAUCGGCAUGGAGCACCACCAGCCGCUAAGGAAAUCGUGGAACGUCUACCAAAGUUGAAAAUUACUCAGAAUGAAGUGGAUGGGAGUGCAGAGUGUACCGUAUGCAAGGAAUUCUUUGCUGUUGAUGAUGAGGCUCACCGCCUGCCGUGCGAGCACUCCUUCCACCCUGACUGUAUCUUGCCUUGGCUGAAGCAACACAACUCGUGUCCGCUGUGUCGAUUUGAGCUGCCCACAGAUGAUCCUGAUUAUGAGCGCCGGCGUGCGGCGUCGUCAUCCACAUAA